Molecule: messenger RNA, 3773 nt
Organism: Pogona vitticeps (central bearded dragon)
Lineage: Eukaryota; Metazoa; Chordata; Lepidosauria; Squamata; Agamidae
Source: RefSeq, a predicted model, not a curated record
GCCGGUCCCGGCGUAUUUCUUGGCGUGCGGGCGUGCCUUCCGUGGAGCGGAGUGGGGAGGUGCUUGUGGACCCUUCUACCCCAGUGCGGUAUCCUUUGCGGGGUUAGGGCCAAACCUUCCCUCAAAAGGAGGAGGGGGCCCCUUAGGACGGUUCCCUGCUAGGGGCAGCCCCCCCCGCUCCCCUGCGGCCGCCAUGCCCGCGGCGGCUCCGAUCAUCAGCUCUGUGCAGAAGCUGGUACUGUACGAGACUAGAGCUCGAUAUUUUCUUGUUGGGAGCAAUCAUGCAGAAACCAAAUACCGUGUUUUGAAAAUUGAUCGCACAGAACCCAAAGAUUUGGUUGUUAUUGAUGACAGGCAUGUAUAUACCCAACAAGAAGUGCGGGAACUGCUUGGGCGCUUAGAUCUGGGGAACAGGACAAAAAUCGGGCAGAAAGGCUCCUCUGGGUUAUCACGUGCUGUCUCUGCUUUCGGUAUAGUAGGGUUUGUCAGAUUUUUAGAAGGUUACUAUAUUGUGCUAAUUACAAAGAGAAGAAAGAUGGCAGAUAUUGGAGGACAUGCAAUCUAUAAAAUAGAAGAUACAAGUAUGAUUUACAUUCCAAAUGAUGCUGUACGAGUAACUCACCCUGAUGAGGCAAGAUAUCUUCGAAUUUUUCAGAAUGUAGACUUGUCCAGUAACUUCUAUUUCAGCUACAGCUAUGAUCUGUCCCAUUCUCUUCAGUAUAAUCUCAGUAUUCUGAGAAUGCCUCUUGACAUACUUAAGACAGAAACAACACGGACUCGACAGGAGAGUUUUGAUAUUUUUGAAGAUGAGGGACUUGCAACUCAGGGUGGAAGUUGUGUAUUUGGAAUUUGCAGUGAGCCCUAUAAAAAGUAUGUGUGGAAUGGAAAACUGCUGGAUGUGGUCAAAACCGCGGUGCAUCGAGAUUGGCUCUUGUAUAUUAUUCACGGAUUUUGUGGGCAGUCAAAAUUGCUUAUUUACGGUCGUCCUGUAUAUGUCACUCUGAUAGCUAGAAGAUCAAGUAAAUUUGCUGGAACACGGUUUCUAAAGAGAGGAGCAAACUGUGAGGGGGACGUAGCCAAUGAAGUAGAAACUGAGCAGAUAAUCUAUGAUGCUUCAGUGAUGUCAUUUACGGCUGGAAGUUAUUCAUCUUAUGUCCAAGUACGAGGUUCCGUCCCGCUGUAUUGGUCACAGGAUAUUUCAACAAUGAUGCCCAAGCCCCCUAUUACAUUGGAUCAGGCAGACCCAUUUGCACAUGUUGCUGCUCUUCACUUUGAUCAGAUGCUCCAGCGAUUUGGCUCUCCAAUAAUCAUUUUGAAUCUGGUGAAGGAACGUGAAAAAAGAAAACAUGAAAGGAUAUUGAGCGAAGAGCUUGUGGCAGCUGUGACCUACCUCAAUCAAUUUUUACCUCCUGAACAUGCUAUUGUAUAUAUUCCUUGGGACAUGGCUAAAUACACUAAGAGCAAACUGUGUAACGUCCUUGAUAGACUGAGUGUGAUUGCAGAGAAUGUGGUGAAGAAAACCGGUUUCUUUGUAAAUCGUCCUGAUUCCUACUGCAGUGUCUUGCGCCCAGAUGAAAAGUGGAAUGACAUAGGAGGAUUUGUUGUUCCCACUGGCCGUCUUCAGACAGGAGUUCUUCGAACCAAUUGCGUUGAUUGCUUGGAUCGUACUAACACAGCCCAGUUUAUGGUGGGGAAAUGUGCUUUGGCCUAUCAACUUUAUUCUUUAGGACUGAUUGACAAACCCAAUCUGCAGUUUGAUACAGAUGCUGUUAGAUUAUUUGAAGAAUUGUAUGAAGAUCAUGGGGAUACACUGUCACUCCAGUAUGGUGGUUCUCAACUUGUGCAUCGAGUAAAAACAUAUAGAAAAAUCGCUCCUUGGACCCAGCAUUCUAAAGAUAUUAUGCAGACUCUUUCCAGAUACUACAGUAAUGCUUUUUCAGAUGCAGACAGGCAAGAUUCAAUCAAUCUGUUCCUGGGCGUUUUUCAACCUGAGGAAGGGAAACCUCAUCUUUGGGAGCUUCCUACAGAUUUUUAUUUGCAUCAGAAGGACACAAUGAGUCUUCUUCAGCCACGGCGAAGCUACACUUUCUGGUGGACUCCAGGUGUAUUAGAAUACUUACCUUUGCCGUAUGAUGAAGUGACAUGUGCUGAAAACAGAAGGAAGCUCAUGGUGAAGAAAUUUAAUAAAUGUGAUGAUGAGAUUGACAUUCAUAAUGAAUUUUUUCGGCCUUAUGAACUCAGCAGCUUUGAUGACACCUUUUGCUUGGCAAUGACAAAUUCAAUACGAGAUUUUAUGCCCAAGAAUGUUGGCAUUGAUCCCAGUCCAUUUACUGUACGAAAACCUGAUGAAACCGGAAAAUCUGUUUUGGGGAACAAAAGUAGUAGAGAAGAAACAGUGCUGCAGCGGAAAACAGCUGCUAGUGCUCCCCCACCCCCCAGUGAGGAGGCAGUAUCAAGCAGUUCUGAGGAUGACUCUGGGACUGAUAAAGAAGAGGAGGGGACCGUCUCUCAACGUUCAACACCAGUGAAAAUGACAGAUGCAGGAGAUAAUACCAAAGUGACAGAAAACGUAGUGCAACCUAUAAAAGAUAUAUAUGGGAUUAAUCUCUCAGAAUCUCCAUCAGAAGAUGAUCUCAGCAUAUAUACAAGGUUUGUUCAGCUGGGACACAGUCAACAUAAGCAAGACAGAAGCCAUCAACCUCUUUGUUCUAAACACUUAGAUGGGGUUAUAAAUUUAAUGGCCAUCUCUACUUUCUCCGAAGACAACAUUUAUGAAGUCCAGCCUCCUAAAGUUGACAGGAAAUCUAUUGAGAUCUUUCAUGCUCACAUCCAAGCUGCCAAGGGCAUCAUGCAACCACUGGGAAAGGAUGACAUCCUCCUGUAUCGAGAAUACAUUAAAAACAGAUAUAUGUGAAAAACCUGUUACUCAACUCCUCAUAAUACUGAGGAGUAUAAAAACGUUUUGAAAGAGAGGUCAAUGGAAAAAUACCACAAAUGCCUCUUAACAUAUGUGUGUUUCACCAUAUAACAGAUUGUCUAAGGCUUUAUAGCACAUAGAGGGGAAUUGUUUUGUUGAAGUAUCAACAAAACAGGAAACCUUGCCUUUAGAAGCAAGAGGGUAGAUACUGGUAAGGUCUAUAAAUUGUUUGUGUCAGUUGUCUUCUCCUUGAUUAUGUAUGUUUACAUGAAAUGGAUACUGAAAGGGCUGUGCAUACAGUGUGGGAGUAGGCACAAUACCACGAAGGGUUUGGGCUUUUCUUCAAUUUGUUUAAAUAGUAUUUAUUAUGUGACCCAUUAUAUGUCUUUAAGUCAGAGGGCUUCAAAAGAAAAUGGGUAUGGUAUAUAUCCCUCUAAAAAGUUCUUGAAGGGCCAAUUUGAGGCCACUGUUUUAGUCUUUCUAGUGAGACAGCAGGUUAUAUAGCCAAAUUGGAAAGGGAGGCAGCGAUUGGCUCUUGAUCCAUACCUCUUCCUCUAGUUCCUGUGGGUGGAGCCCAAGCAGCAUCUCUAGAUACAUUAUCACAUGGUGCAUAGUAUUUUCUAAAGCUUUCCUGUUACAUCUGAGCAUUAUUAAAAUUUUAUUUGAUAAAGUAGGGAUAUGUUCUUUGAUUAGGUAAUAAAGACAAGAACAUGCUGUAGCUUGAAGGACAUGAAGCGCUGCUUUUAUGUACCUAUUAGUCUGUAGAAGGAUGGUAAUUCUUGAUCAGUAGUGCUUUCUUGCACUACAUGAAACUGUUAACAUUGGAUCCAGGAAUAAUAAAAGGGUUAUCUGUUGC